UCUUGUUGAGAAGCAAGAUGCUAAAACCACUUUCAAGCCUGACAAACAUGCUGAUGAACUCAUGAAAGUGGCUGAUGAAUCGCUAUCAAAAGUAGAUUUGUUUAAAAGAAGUUCUGGUACUGAAGAUAGGAAACAUGUAUCAGCUAGAUCCCAAGGCAGGGAAUCUAAAGAGGAAGUGGACCUAUCAGCCAGAACAGCAGUUCUUCCUGCAGAACACAGUGGGCCUAGCAUGGAUGGAAAACCAGAAGCUGCGGAAGAGUUACCAUUUAGAAAGAUUAAAAACCAGAACACUAUUUCACAUACAUCAUUUAUUUCACAAGAUAUACAGCUAAUGAAAGAGAGGAUGAAACUUAAGGAAGAGGAGGAGAAUGAGGAGCAAAAUGACAAAUCACUAAUUGAAUUUGACUGUACAAGACCGGAAGAAAAAGAAUGUGGUCAAGAAAUCAAGCGACAGAAUGAAAAAUCAAAUCUCUUGGAACAUCAGGAACAGAAGCUGCCAGCUCAGAAAUGUGAAUCGGAGAAGGCAAUACAAGAAAAAAGAAGAAUAAGGGAGAUCAGAGCAUUCUGGGACAGGGAUAAAACUAUUCCCAGUGAUGAAGAGAAAGACAUCAGUAUCAAGAUUAAUGCAUCAGAUGGUGGUACAUUGAAAGGUCUCAGAAAAAGUGAUAAAAUAAAACCAUUUGCAGAAUACCUGCCUAAUGGACUGGAUGAUCAAAGCAAGAAUAUGUUAAGGAGUGCUAAACUGAGUUGUGCAAGCCAGGCUUCAAGAAAUGAAGGACCAGGCCAUGCGUUUGAAAAGCCAGAAAGAACAAUUCCACCUAAUGAAGUUAAUGAAUAUACAAAAAUGCCAAAAGCCAGUAAUUUGCAGCCAAGUGUUGAUGCCACUUCACCUUCCCUAGAGAGCAAAGGCAAAGGUGAGAAAGAAGCAUCUAAAGGAAAAGUUGCUGUUUUUUCCCAACAGAAGCCUAGCUUCCAGGUUUUGUCUAUAAAAGAAAAAAUGAAAGAAAUAUCCAAGGACCAAAUUUCAGAUCCUUCACAGUUCCAGAGUUUGAGAAACUUCUGGGAUACCAGAGUUAAAUUACAGAGUAGGAUUGAUAGGGGAGUUGUUUCUAUGCCAAAUAAUAUUAGUUCAAUAACCUAUGAAAGAAAAUUGGAGGAAGAGAAGGGCGGAGAUAAUGUAAGCAAGCAAGAGUUAAUUCAACAACAAACUCAAACAUCAGAGAGAGAAAAAAAACAUAAAACAGAUUCUGUCUUAUGCGAACUUCCUGUAGGAUCUCCUACCCUAAAAGGUCUCAAUAGAAUGCACAUAAAAAAUACAGAUUCUGUCCAGCUGGGCAGAAAACCAGUUAUCUUGAAACCCCCGGAAAAGAUGGGUCUUCCAGAGCAAGAAGUUAAAGAAUGUAUAGAAAAAAGUAUAAUUUCACCAAAAGAACAUAAUGUUUCCUUGUUGCUGCAAUCACCUAGUGAUAAAGAUGCUUUGAAGGAGAGAGCAGUAGAUAAUUGGCUAUGUUUACCUAUAGAAGAAGAGGAGAAAAAGACUACUCCAUUAAAUAUCAAACUUCCUAAUGGAGAAGUUGAAGAGACUGUGGAUAAGGUGGUUCUACUGAAGGCUGAACUUGAUGUGUUUAAAUUAGGCCUAAAGAAGUUAGAAAAGGAAGCCUCUGAGGUGUCAUCUAGCUUGAAACGAGAAGAAAAUGUUUCAAAAGGGACGACUUUUCACUCGGAUCAGUGCAAGGUUUCUGAAAGAACUGUGGAACAGAGUGACAAUAUUUCUCCUGCUGAUCAAAAAGAAGAAAUAAGCAAAAGCACAGGAAAAGUGAAUGUACUGUCUACAGAUGAGCAUGAAAACGUAAAAAGCCUCAGGGAACUGUUCAGGGAAUUUGAACCUUUCUGUCUACGAUAUCUGGCAGCAGGCAAGGCUGGCACUCUGACGAGUUCUCAGAGGCCUCAAGCUGGUUUGCAGAACCUGCUCAGAGAAACCUUUGCAUUUCAGCCUUCUGAAUAUAGAAAGGUGGGAAUGAAAACAACAGAUGACACAAAUAGUAUAUCACGAACAAAUUUUAGUGUAGAAUCAACAUGCCAAGAAGAUACUGGUCAGCCUGAAGAGGUCAACGAGACCAUAGGAAAAUCCUUUGCCCCCUCCAAGGUCAGUGGCUUGACUUCUGCUUUAGAGAAACUGCUCAAGGAAGCCUCUGAAACGCCACCUCCUAAACCAAAACAUGCUGACAACACAGUCCAGAGAACUAUGAAGAUGGAAGUUGGAAGCAUGACCUAUGAGUGUGAUGGAGAGUUGCCUGGGGAAAUCAGAGAAACAGUAGAAAAAUCCUUUGCCCCAUCCAAAGUCAGUGGCUUGACUUCUGCUUUAGAGAAACUGCUGGAAGAGGCCUCUGAAAUGCCGCCUCCUAAACCAAAGCGUGCUGACAACACAGUCCAGAGAACUGUGGAGAUGGAAGCUAGAAGUAUGACUUAUGAUCAUAAUGGGGAAUUGCCACAGGAAAUCAGAGAGACCAUAGAGAAGUCUGUUGCCCCAUCCAAGGUCAGCGGCUUGACUUCUGCUUUGGAGAAACUGCUGGAGGAGGCCUCUGAAAUGCCGCCUCCUAAACCAAAGCAUGCUGACAACACAGUCCAGAGAACUGCAGAGAUGGAAGUUAUAAGCAUGACCUGCAGGCAUGGUGGUGAGUCACCCCAGGAAAUCAGAGAGUCCAUAGAAAAAUCCGUUGCCCCAUCCAAGGUCAGCAGCUUGACUUCUGCUUUAGAGAAGCUGCUGGAAGAGGUCUCUGAAGUGCCACCAACUAAAUCAAAGCGUGCUGACAACACAGUCCAGAGAACUGCAGAGGAGGAAGUUGAAAGUGUGACUUAUAAGCAUGAUGGCGAGUUACCACAGGAAAACAGGGAGGAUGUAGAAAAGUCUGUUUCCCUAUCCAAGGUCAGCAGCUUGACUCCUGCUUUGGAGAAACUGCUGAAGGAGGCCUCUGAAAUGCCACCUGCUAAACCAAAGCAUGCUGAUGGCACAGUCCAGAGAACUGCAGAGAUGGAAGUUAUAAGGAUGACCUAUAAGCGUGAUGGGGAAUUGCCACGGGAAGUCAGGGAGACCAUAGAAAUGUCUGUUGCCCCCUCCAAGGUCAGUGGCUUGACUUCUGCUUUAGAGAAACUGCUCAAGGAGACCUCUGAAAUGCCACCUCCUAAACCAAAACAUGCUGACAACACAGUCCAGAGAACUAUGGAGAUGGAAGUUGAAAGCAUGACCUAUGAGCGUGAUGGAGAGUUGCCUGGGGAAAUCAGAGAAACAGUAGAAAAAUCCUUUGCCCCAUCCAAAGUCACUGGCUUGACUUCUGCUUUAGUGAAACUGCUGGAAGAGGCCUCUGAAAUGCCACCUCCUAAACCAAAGCGUGCUGACAACACAGUCCAGAGAACUGUGGAGAUGGAAGCUAGAAGUAUGACUUAUGAUCAUAAUAGGGAAUUACCACAAGAAGUCAGAGAGACCAUAGAGAAGUCUGUUGCCCCAUCCAAGGUCAGCGGCUUGACUUCUGCUUUGGAGAAACUGCUGGAGGAGGCCUCUGAAAUGCCGCCUCCUAACCCAAAGUGUGUUGACAACACAGUUCAGAGAACUGUGGAGAUGGAUGUUGAAAGCAUGACUUGUGAGUGUGAUGCUGAGCUGCUGCAGGAAAGCCAAGAGACUAUGGAAAGAUCUGCAUUGUCCAAGUCUGAAUGCGGAAUGCUUGAUGUUAAUUUGCAGAGGCUACCGGAUGAAGUCUCUGAAACACCAGCUUCUGUGUUGAAAAAUAUGGACAAGAAAGAGCAAGGUAAAAUACAGGCUGAUGAAAGUGUGCAUGCUCCACAUCAACAAGAGAGAGACUGUUCUCGUGAAAUACAAGAAACAAUAGAAAAGACUUCUGUUUCAAAUACUGCAAAAUUUGGUGAAUUCAGUAGCUCUUUAGAAAAUCUUCUGCAAGAAGCAUAUGAAAUUUCUCCUCCAAUAUCUGAAGAGUUGGAUAAACAAGAACAUAAACAAGAAAAGUUUGGGGAUUGUGUGUUUCCAUCACAAAAAGCGACUCUGUUUGUGACAAUAUCACAGCCAUAUAGUGCUUUAAGUAGCUAUCAGACACAGAUAAGAAUAGCUACCAAAGGUGAACCUCUCAAACAAAAUAUCAGAACUUCAAUGAAUGAUCUUUCAGUAAGUGAAAUUGAAGCUUCUGAUCUUCCCAAAAGGAAAGGAGCUGUUUAUAAGAUAGAAAAGAGAAGCAUGGUUCAGGUUGAUCUCUCUCCCUUGGAAAGAGAUACCAAUAUGAUUGCAAGCAAGCCAUUUGAGAUGAAUGAAAAAGGAAGGAGAGAUGAAAAUAUAUCCUUGGAUGACUCUCCGAAUAAUUCAGAAUUUAAAUCACUACUGAAAUUCAGAAGAACAAGCACACCACUUAAAGAUGAGAGUGACUCCCUCCAGCCAGAAGGAGCUCAACUCUGCCUAACGUCUCAGCCUGAGGAUAAUGAAGAAGUGGAAGAUGAUGGCUCAAAUUCGGGAUUCAGGUUUUCAUAUGAAAACUCUGAUUCCCUCUCUGGAACCACGAGUUCAGUUUGUUCAGAAGAACAAUUAAAUCCUGUUUUGAUGGCUUUGAAAAGGAGUGCAGAUAGGAAAAUGCCUUCCAAAAGUCUAGAGGACAUUCCAUCAGCCACCUCAAAUAAAGGAAAAAUAAAUAAUCCAAAGGACGAAUUAGCUCUUAGUGCUGAAGAUGGUCCGAAACUUGGUCAGCAUCAAGAGAGGAAUGAAAAUGCAGCAGGAAUUUCCACAGUGCUGUCACAGCCUGAUAAGCUGUCUUCCCAUCCUGAAAAACUAAAAGGACUGAGCAAGUCUGUACCGUCAUUCCUACAGGAAGAGAGUGAUGACAGAGAGACAGAUACAGCAUCAGAAAACAGUUAUUCCCUUGGCAGAAUCAAGAAGAGUCCCAGCUCUCUAACCAAUCUUAGCAGCUCUUCUGGCAUGGCCUCCUUAUCCUCUGUGAGCGGCAGCAUAAUGAGCAUCUACAGUGCAGACUUCGGGAAUGUUGAUGUGAAGGGGAACAUCCAGUUUGCUAUCGAUUAUGUAGAGCAGCUGAACGAGCUCCACAUUUUGAUUUGCCAGUGUAAAGACUUGGCAGUGGCAGAUGUGAAACGACAGCGUUCAGACCCGUAUGUAAAGACCUACCUGCUUCCAGAGAAAUACAAGCUGGGCAAACGGAAGACGUCUGUGAAAAAGAAAACUUUAAAUCCAGUCUAUAAUGAAAUACUGCGGUAUAAAAUUGAGAAGGGUCUUCUAAAGAACCAAAGCCUUAAUAUCUCUGUCUGGCACAAUGAUACCUUUGGGAGGAAUAGCUUCCUUGGGGAAGUAGAGCUGGAUUUAGGAACCUGGGACUGGAAUGAUAAAUCCAACAAGCAGAUCAACUGGUUUCCACUCAAGCCAAGGUCUUCAACAAUUGCUGUUGAACCAGAAAACAGAGGGGAGAUGAAACUAGCCCUCCAGUAUGUUCCUCACCCUGUUGGAGGAAAGAAGAUGGUGUAUACUGGUGAGGUCCACAUCUGGGUGAAAGAAUGCCAUGACCUUCCUCUUCUGAGGGGCAACAGGCUUAACUCUUUUAUUAAGUGUACUGUUCUUCCAGAUACUAGCAGAAAAAGCCGCCAGAAAACAAGAACAGUGGCAAAAACUACAAACCCAGUAUUCAACCACACCAUGGUCUAUGAUGGCUUUAGACCAGAGGAUGUGAAAGAAGCCUGCAUAGAGCUCACAGUCUGGGAUCACCACAAACUGGCCAACCACUUUCUGGGAGGUCUCAGGAUAGGCCUUGGAACAGGCAAAAGCUAUGGAACCACAGUGGACUGGAUGGAUUCUACUCCAGAUGAAAGUGCCCUUUGGAAGAAGAUGAUGAACUCACCAAACACGUGGAUCGAAGAUACACUACCUCUCAGGAUGCUGAUGGUUGCAAAACUGACAAAAUAAGGUGGCCUUUUAAUUGCAAGUGUCAAAAAGAAACCUUGGAAAUGAAAUUAAAGGUGUGGAGUGAAACUUGGAAGAAGAACACAGCAGCUCUUUUGACAGUCCCUGCUCCAUGGCUGUGUUGGUUUUGUGCUGUCAAGUGUCACUUUGUAUUUAAAAAUUAAACUUGUGCCUGCAGGUUAUUAUGUAAAUAUAAGGUUUUCUUUAUUUUCAGUGAAUAAGAAAUAAACUUCAAGAAAGAAGGCACUUACACAUGGUAGGGGUGGCUGUGUCACCUGGAUGCUUGUUUUGCCAAACCGAAGUGUUGCUGAACCUUUAAAUAAUCUAAAUUACCAGCGAAAGAAUAAGAGCAAGUCAACUCUUUCUGUACAGGAUUGUUCAUGAAGUGUUAUUAAUAAGAUGGCAACAGUUCCUUUUUGUUCAUGCUGAUUAGGACGUGUCCAAUCAUCAGACCCUAUCACAUCUCUCUGGCAAGGAACAUGAGCAUGAAGAAGGUUGGUUUGUUUGUUUCCAAAGUUCCUUUAUCUGUAGUUGUACACGUCUAGGAUAUGAAAGUCGCUUCUAUAAGGAAAGAAGCAUUACAUGAAGUGGUCAAUGUCCUAUUCUGCAAGGCACAGAGGACUGUUUGUUCCAAUGUAUUAUAAAGAAACAGGGUUAUAAGAAGUUUGCUCGUACGUGUUUAUCUUGCUAGCAUGCAGUCUUUACUCUUACAUGCUGAAGGUACAGAGGUGAAACUUUGUUUAUUCAAAUGCUGUUUUGAAGGAUCUAAACCUGCCAGCUUUAGUGAUGACGAGUAGGUUUGUGUAUUUAUUCUGUGGUGCCGCUCCUCUGUACUUCUCUAUUAGCUUGGGUUUCUGCAAAAAGUCAUUUCUCUGUGUGCUUCACUGCCACCGUCAGGAGAACGCUGGGAUUAUCAUCCUCUCAGUUUAGGUAGCUUCACUGCAACAGGAGAUGGGAAUGGAAUUUGAAACUUGUAGAAAUGCCUGCUACUAAAGAAAGAGAAAUGCAUAAAAUUCAAAAUGUAUCACUUUUUUUUUUAAAAAAAAUAAAAGCAGCCUAUUAAAGAUAAAUUGGAAUUCAAUGUUUAUUAAACACCAGUGGUUUAUAUUAGCAAUUCCGCAUGCUACACAAAAUGCAGUCAGAAAGCGUCUCUGAAAAUAAAUGCACCUUUAAUUGCUCCCACUUGUACAUCUGAAAGCUGGUGAAAUCUUGCACCUCAGUUAGAGUAGAGAGGAGGAGGUGGCUCAGAGCUGCUUAGUUUAAUCAUAGAUAUUUAAAUCCUCCUUGGUAUUUAUUAUGCACUAGGAGUGGAGAAAAAUAAAGGUUCUGUUCAGCCUGCUGGGGAACCUGCUUUCUCUCUCAUCAGCCAGGUGGUCCAUGUGGCUUACAAACGCCAACAGCAGUUGUCAUUCCUGUUAUCUUACUGCUUCAGGUGUUUUGGGUGAGAUUGGCAACUGCUACAGAGGCCGUUUUGCCAGACAGAGACAUACAAAUGUCACUCUUGUGCAGCUGGGGAACAAUGUGCACCACACUUGAGAACAAUGUGGUCACACUUAAAUGGGACAGCAGCCCAUUUGUGUUCUUUAACACAGCUUUUGUGUUCUUUAAUCGCCACGCCAGGAAGGGAUUCUGGAAAAGCAAAGAGCCCCUGGUUUAUUUGUAUUCACUGCCAAUAUGAGUUCACUUUCAUCUGAAAAAACAGGUUGCUGUGAAUGUGGCCUCCAGUUUCACAGGAUUCAAACUGUUGUUUUGUUCCCUGUGAAGCUCGUACAUUGCUGUGUCAGAACAGCUCUGGGGCUUCAACCACAGGGAUGGAGCCUUGAGGGUUGAGACUGGCAGGCAAGCGUUAGUCUGCUGUGUUCUGCACUGUACAGAACUGUAAGAGGUAAACUUGGCUGCCAUCAAAAGAAAAUGUUGGGUUUGUGACAGUGUCACCCUUGCUGUCUCCUGACGAAGUAGAACACCUUCUGUCUCGCUGUUCUUGAACAUCCUAGAGAUAGACAGCAUUUUGUUAUCAUAUCAAAAAGCACUGCCUAUCACAACACUAAACAGAUCACAACUUAAAUUUCCAAAAGCUACCUCAACAGGCACAUAAGAUUUACUUGUGCACCACGCUUAUAAUGAGUGUGAUUAACUAAUGACACAGUAUUACGUACUCAAGUAGAUUAACCGAGAAGCUGAGUCAAGUAACCAAACCAGACCCUUUAAUAUAAAAAAAAUCAGAUAUUCCUUCCCAGUUUUUAAUACCUUUUGUCAGCAUAUGCAGAAAACAAACCUUUACAGGCAAGGGUCUCAGGACGGUUGCUACCACACACACCAAGUCUUCCUUGUGCUUCCAAACGUAUAGGUCAGUGGAGGCAGGCAAAGCAGUAUCUUUGAAAAGUAACACUAGCGUUUCACAGAGUGACGUAUCUUAAAGUUAUUCUUGUCACCGAUGGUUUGCGGUGGAGUCUGCAUGAAGCUAUGGAUCUUGGAGUUAAAUAUUUUCAGCACAGCUUUAGCAGCUGUGCUUAUCUUCUUACUGUUUCGCUAAGUCAAAGGUGUCCUGGUGAGAUGAAGUUCAGUAGAAGGGAAGAUUGCAAAGCCAGCAUCAUAGUUUAGCUCCAGCCUGGCCAAUUUCAGCAGCUAAAACCCAGCAGUUGGGCUACCCAUUCCCUCCCCCCACCUCAAGGGAAAGGAAAUGAAAAGAAAAAAGACUUGUGGGUUGGAAACUAAACUAAAACAGCUUUAAUAAAAUAGUAAUAAUAAAGAAAAUAAUAAGAAAUAAUAGAAUAUAUACAAAUACAUGAAAUUGCAUCCUCACCCCUCUAAGAUUAUACAUCACCUGAAAUGCUGCAGAGCAAGUCGGGGAAGGGGUCAGUGGCAAAAGAGAACUGGA
Molecule: messenger RNA, 8840 nt
Organism: Cuculus canorus (common cuckoo)
Lineage: Eukaryota; Metazoa; Chordata; Aves; Cuculiformes; Cuculidae
Product: synaptotagmin-like protein 2
Exons: 13
Coding region: 62-5965 (1967 amino acids)
Biological process (GO): exocytosis; intracellular protein transport
Cellular component (GO): plasma membrane; exocytic vesicle
Molecular function (GO): neurexin family protein binding; small GTPase binding
Source: RefSeq, a predicted model, not a curated record